Molecule: messenger RNA, 1828 nt
Organism: Hirundo rustica (Barn swallow)
Lineage: Eukaryota; Metazoa; Chordata; Aves; Passeriformes; Hirundinidae
Gene: ABI3
Product: ABI family member 3
Exons: 8
Coding region: 9-1133 (374 amino acids)
Biological process (GO): regulation of cell migration
Cellular component (GO): lamellipodium
Molecular function (GO): SH3 domain binding
Source: RefSeq, a predicted model, not a curated record
GGAGAGCGAUGUCGGAGCUGGAGCAGCUCCGCCUCAGCCGCAUCCCCGAGGGCCGGCGGCUGCUGCGGGAGCAGCACGGAAACCUGCUGCGGGUGGCCGAGUACUGCCACAGCAACUACCUGCAGGCCGGCGACAAGAGGAAGGCGUUGGAGGAGACGAUGGCCCUGAGCACGCAGUCCCUGGCCAGCGUCACCUACCAGGUCAGCAGCCUGGCCAGCGCCUUCCUGCGCCUGCUGGACCUGCAGGCGGCCCAGCUGCGCCAGGUGGAGGCCGACAUCACCUGCGUGGCACAGUGGGUGGACAUCCACAAGGAGAAGGUGUCGCGGCGCGAGAUCGGCGCGCUGACCGUCACCAGGACGAUCCCGAGCUGCCACAAGGUCGUGGCCCCCCCGGAGCCCCCCGUGCUGGAGCCCUAUUACAGGAAACCCCUCAACUUCAGCGUCCUGGACCACGUCGGCCACGGCGUCAAGGACACCAGCACGCAGCUGUCCCGCACCGGCACGCUGGCUCGGAAAAGCACCAAAUCCUCCUCGGCACAGGCUGCGGGAACGCUGGGGAGGAGCAGCCGCGUCCCCGAGCCCGUGCAGCCGCCCGUGGUUCCCGAGGGGAAGCUCCCGGCAGCCCCUGGCAGCUCCGAGCCCCCCCUCAGCUCCGGCGGGGCGGCUCCCGGGGCAGGGGACGGGAUUCCUGCCCCGCCACCGCUGCCGGGGCCACCGCUGCCGGGGCCACCGCUGCCGGGGCCACCGCUGCCGGGGCCACCCGCCGCCGCCAUCCCGCCCCCGCCGCCCCUCCCCGGGCACCUCCCGGCCCCAGGUGAGUGUGCGGAGCCCCCCCCUGGGGCUUUCGCAGCCCCCGGCGACCCCGAGCCGCUGCCGCCGCCCCCGGCCGUGCCCGACCUCGGGGACCUGGCCCUGCCACCGCCACCGGCGGCAGAGGAACCGCCCUGGGCCCCGGAGAGCUACCUGGAGAAAGUGGUGGCCCUGUACCCCUACGAGCGGCAGAAGGACAACGAGCUCUCGCUGGAGCCGGGCGCGCUGCUCUUCGUCACGCGCCGCUUCUCGGACGGCUGGUGCCAGGGGGUGCUGGGCCACGAGUCCGGAAUCUUCCCCGGGAAUUACGUGGAGCCCGUCUGAGCCCCGGCCCGCCCGGAGCCCUGCGCACCCUCGGCUUCCGGAGCGUCCUUGGCAGGCUUCGGAGCCGGGAAUUUGGGCUUUUGCAGCACUGGGAAUUUGGGCUUUUGGAGUCGGGAAUUUUGGCUUUUGGAGCUGGGAAUUUGGGCUUUUGCAGCGCUGGGAAUUUCAGCUUUUGCAGCGCUGGGAAUUUCAGCUUUUGGACCCGGCAAUUUUGGCUUUUGGAGUCAGGAAUUUCAGCUUUUGGAGCCGGGAAUUUGGGCUUUUGGAGUCAGGAAUUUUGGCUUUUGCAGUGCUGGGAAUUUGGGAUUUUGGAGCUGGGAAUUUCAGCUUUUGCAGCACUGGGAAUUUGGGCUUUUGCAGUGCUGGGAAUUUCGGCUUUUGGACCUGGGAAUUUGGGCUUUUGGAGCUGGGAAUUUCAGCUUUUGCAGCGCUGGCAAUUUCAGCUUUUGGACCCAGGAAUUUUGGCUUUUGGAGCCGGGAAUUUCAGCUUUUGGAGCCCCGACUCCCCAGCCCUGCCCCUCCCCUGCCCCCACGGCACGCUCCAGCGCCGUUCCCGAGCCCCGGCAGCCCCAGGGACGCAGAGCAGCUCGGGCCGGGGCUGGCGCUUCCUGCAAAUACAGAGAGCAGCCACAGAUCCCAGUCUUUAAUUCCAUGGCUUCGAGCUCCAGGCGGCGGGACGGGAGCGGGAGCAGGAG